Messenger RNA from Planococcus citri (citrus mealybug), 2803 nucleotides. RefSeq lists its product as uncharacterized. The transcript is spliced from 6 exons. NCBI's taxonomy places the organism in Eukaryota, Metazoa, Arthropoda, Insecta, Hemiptera, Pseudococcidae. Gene Ontology annotation, molecular function: transcription cis-regulatory region binding; DNA-binding transcription factor activity, RNA polymerase II-specific. Gene Ontology annotation, biological process: regulation of transcription by RNA polymerase II. Bases 323 to 1993 code for a protein of 556 amino acids. The record is from RefSeq and is a predicted model, not a curated record.
CUAAAACGAAAAAUCGAUUUUUUUCAAACAAUCAAUACUACAACAAAGUCAUGUGGUCACCGUUUCAGCCAAUCGCGUUGCAGAAUCUCUCCGCUUAGCCAAUAGCGUCAUUCCAGUGUUAUGAAGGGACGUUUUGAACUAAAAAAUGCCGAUUGUAGUAAUCCGGUGUUUUAAUUUUUAGGUUUUAAUUAAUUAUUUCAGUUAAAUUUCUCGAUCAAGAAUGCUUUCGAAAUUCGCUGUGCUUUCUGAAAUUUAAUUAUUCUUGUCAUUAGUCUAAUUUUGUUUAAGCAUUUUAGUUCUCUCGUUGUGCUGUAUCUUCAAGAUGGAUUUUCUAGCCAGUCCUAUUCAUAGCUGCAGCUUCGAAACUUUCGACGAUGCAUUUUUCGAUUUACCCAAAGAAAUGGAAUUCGAAACUUCGGAUGACUUCAAGGAAAGCAUGUCGUAUUCCGUCGACGAAGAUGAUGAUUUAAAUAAUGGUUUAUACGGAGUAUGGAGUUCUAAGCAUCCUUGGAGUUUGAAUAACAAUUCGAAUUCCAUGUAUAAUUCGAAUCUGCAUUUGGACUUUAUCGGAGGAGAUCCGGAAUCAGCAAUAAUGGUUAAUCCAAAUAUAGUAAUUCCGAAUGGCUUUCGUUUAAGCGACGAAGAAAGCGUUAAUAUCAAAGAAGAAUCCAAAGAGCCUGUGGUACCAAUUACCACGAUAUCAUCGUCGGUUAGCCAAAUCAAAGUUGAACCCACCGAAUCAUCAAAUAAGGAUGACGAUUUAUUAGCUAAGAAAAUACGAACGAAGUUCAUUUCUAUAAAAGAACCUUCAGCAGAGGAUGAUCAGCAGCUUAAAUUGUCUACAAGUAUUAAAACCGGUGUGCGAAUACUAAAACCAGCGUUAAUCGAGUCAUCUAGCGGAAAUUCGCUUAUUACAAAUAGUUACGUAAAUAGCAAUAGCCAAGUGAAAAAUGAUAACAGUCGUCUGAAAAAUACCGCAUCGACGACUACCAAGAAUUCAAAUAGUCCUAAAUGCGGAUUUUAUUACCAGAACGAAACGUUCUACCCUAAACCGGCAUUUUCCUACUCAUGUUUGAUAGCCAUGGCUUUAAAAAAUUCUAAACAUGGCUGUCUUCCAGUUGCCGAAAUAUAUAAUUUUAUGUGCAAUCAUUUUCCUUAUUUUAAGACUGCGCCGAAUGGUUGGAAGAAUUCAGUCAGACAUAAUCUUAGUUUGAAUAAGUGUUUUGAAAAAAUUGAAAAACCCGCCGGUAGCGCCCAAAGAAAAGGCUGUCUAUGGGCACUAAAUCCUAACAAAGCAGCCAAAUUAGAAGACGAGGUGCAAAAAUGGACCAAAAAAGAUUCCGCUGCUAUCAAAAGAGCAAUGGAAUAUCCUGAGCAUUUAGAGUUACUAGAACGAGGCGAACUGAAAUCGUUGUAUGACAACGAUCAGAACGUCGAAGACUAUGAAGACGAUAUUGAAGGCAAUGAAGACGAGGAUACAGAAAGCGAGGAACCGAAUGCUUGCGAGGACGACCCAGUCGACGAUAGACUAAGCGAAUCGGAAGACCACGAAUGCGAAAAACCUGUCAACAACGUUCAACAGUAUCCAGUAUUGAAUAUCUCAGAAGCAGCUGAUCUCCCCGAAUACAAUAUCGAAGUUGACGGCAGCAUUUACGAAGAACUAAUAGGCAGUAUUGAAAGCGAGCAGUUGUUUACCAUCAACGGAUCAGCGUUGAACACCAACGGUGCCAAUGCGGUCGCCAAUCAGGCGAAUAAAAAAGUUAAUAAAUUUUUCAUAACCGCUGAAAUAAACGAAAACUCUCCCAAAACAGUGGCAGCUGCCGCCUUACGAGCGAAUAAAAACGAUCCGGAAAUCUACGACCAUUACGAUAUAAAUAAUUUACUAAGAUUCGAAAACGAAACGAAAAACUCGGCGAAAAAACGUUUCGGAGGUAAUCGGCGAGUAUGUUCCAGCUCGCGAAUCAAACAAAUCAAAUUCAAAACAUGGAACUGAAUUACCCUUAGUGAAUAAGCGCUUUGAAUUAUCCUCCUUGUUUUCUUUCUGUCUUUUUUUUCCCUUAACUAAGUAAUUCUUUUCUAAUUAAAUUAAGAAAUAAUUCUAGUGAAAAUUACGUACUUCCUUUUCUAUGUAAUAUGUUACUAAAGGGGUCAACUCGAGUCAUCGAUUGAUCUUGCGUUUUUUUUUCUCAGAGAGAUCUCUACGUAGGGAUUGUAUGUUGUUAAUUUGCGAAUUGAUUUCGUAUUCUCGUCGGUAUUAUUAUAAUAGUUAAUUUACCAAAAUGGCGAUAUUGUAGCGGAACCGGUGAAAUCGCCCUCCCUAUGUACAUAAGCUAACUCCUAAGUUACUUUUAGAUAUAAAGUGAAAAACAAACUAAGACGAAUGAGUAAGAAAAAGUGUAAAAACGCGAACAAAAUUUCUUCAAAAUUCGUUUCCAAAGCCGGUUAAAGAAUUUGUAUAUUUCUAUUUUUUCCAGUUUUUGUAUUAUAUUUCGUGUUAAGAUUAUAUACGUAGUGAGUCAAGUCGAUAUUACUGGUUUGUGAUUUUUUUCUCAUGUAAGUGUGUCUAUAUGUGUGCGUGUGAUUUUUUGGGUUUUGCAUCAUUGUAUUAAGGAAUAUUACAAAGUGGGUAUUUUUUUUUCUCGAUAGUAUAACGCGUGAUAUUGAGGUAUUAUUAGUGUGGAUAUGUUUUGGUCUCUUAUAAACUGUGCAUACUUUUUUUUCUCUUUCUGGAAAUUUCUUCGUUUCUAAUCUAAAUAUAAACAGUUUUUAUACUUUUUUAUUCAUUAAACAAUAAUGAAGCCAA